Messenger RNA from Choloepus didactylus (southern two-toed sloth), 930 nucleotides. RefSeq names its product olfactory receptor 4C46-like. The annotation marks the transcript as partial. The transcript is spliced from 2 exons. Lineage: Eukaryota; Metazoa; Chordata; Mammalia; Pilosa; Megalonychidae. Gene Ontology annotation, biological process: G protein-coupled receptor signaling pathway. The record is from RefSeq and is a predicted model, not a curated record. Gene Ontology annotation, cellular component: membrane. Gene Ontology annotation, molecular function: olfactory receptor activity; G protein-coupled receptor activity.
AUGCAAUUCAUGGAGAGUAGAAACAACGUGACAGAGUUUGUACUACAGGGGCUUACGGAGAAUCCAGAAAUGCAGAAAGUCAUAUUUGUUGUGUUUCUUGUCAUCUACAUCACUGCUGUAGUAGGAAAUGUGGUCAUUGUGGUCACCAUUGUCACCAGUCCAUUGUUGGGUUCCCCCAUGUACUAUUUCCUGGCCAAUCUCUCCUUUAUAGAUGCCUGUUAUUCCUCUGUCGAUACUCCAAAACUAAUUGUUGAUUCACUCCAUGAAAAGAAGACCAUCCUAUUCAAUGGAUGUAUGACCCAAGUCUUUGGGGAACAUUUCUUUGGAGGUUCUGAGAUCAUCCUGCUUACUGUGAUGGCCUAUGACCGCUAUGUGGCCAUAUGCAAGCCCUUGCACUACACAACCAUCAUGAACCGGCAGUUGUGUGCACUUCUUGUGGGGGUGUCAUGGUUGGGAGGUUUUCUUCAUGGAAUCAUACAGAUCCUCUUCACAUUUCGAUUACCCUUCUGUGGCCCCAACAUCAUAGAUCACUUCAUGUGUGAUCUGAACCCUUUGCUCAAACUUGCCUGCACUGACACCCACACUCUAGGGCUUUUUGUGGCUGCUAACAGUGGGUUCCUCUGCAUGUUAAACUUCCUCCUCUUGCUGGUCUCCUAUGUGGUCAUCCUGCACUCCCUAAGGAACCACAGCUUGGAGGGGAGGCGCAAAGCCCUGUCCACCUGUGUCUCCCACAUCACAGUGGUUGUCUUGUUUUUCGUGCCUUGCAUAUUUGUGUACAUGAGACCUCCAACUACUCUACCUAUUGAUAAAGCAGUUGCUGUAUUCUAUACUCUCAUAACUCCCAUGUUAAAUCCCUUAAUUUAUACUUUCAGAAACAAUCAGAUGAAAAAUGCUAUGAGGAAACUGUUCACCAGAGCAACUAGGAAAGAA